CCUGUCCGGCUGCAGAGGCAUAUAGGGAGAUUCCUAACAGUUCUGUUUGAGCAGCUACACAUUCUAAUACCGCAGGUUUUUCUCGUUGAAAUACAUUUGAAAAUUACGGCAUCUGGAACACGAAUCAACUCUAAUGGAAAAAUCAAAAAACUUCCGCAUCGACGCGCUUUUAGCAGUCGAUCCUCCAAAAGUACAGACUUCACCUCUCGCCCGGUCACAUCUCUGUCUUCAUACGUCUCUUCCUUCACCUGGAGGUGUAUCCACUUCAGACCUCAAUGGUAGCGCCGAUUCCUUAAGGACUGAAACACCGUCUCCACCUCGGAUCUCUGCUUGUGGCCUUAUACCUUAAACGGGCUUCCUGACUGUUCCCCACUCUAAUAUGGUCGGAUUACACCCCCAGAGUACUACCGGCAUUCCGUCUCAGGCACUCUAUGGACACCCCAUGUACACCUAUUCUGCUGCCGCACUGGGCAAACACCCGGCCUUAUCAUAUUCAUAUCCUCAGAUCCAUGGAUCCCACCAGCACCAUCCCAGUGAUCCUAUCAAACUGACCCCCGGGACCUUUCAGCUGGACCACUGGUUACGUGUCUCUACUGCAGGAAUGAUGAUACCAAAGAUGUCUGACUUCAACUGUAAGACGCAAUCUAAUUUAUGCGGGAAGUGCAGAAGGCCGAGAACUGCAUUUACAAGCCAGCACCUUUUGGAAUUGGAGCACCAGUUUAAGUUAAAUAAAUACCUGUCCAGACCGAAAAGAUUUGAAGUGGCAAACUUCACUGAUGUCAAAAUCUGGUUUCAGAACAGAAGAAUGAAGUGGAAAAGGAGUAAAAAAGCUAAAGAACAGGCUGCUCAAGAAGCGGAGAGACAGAAAAAUAACCCGAAUCAGGACAAACCGGACGGAUUUCAGGAAAAAGCGGACUCAAAAAAGGCAGACUCCCUUAAAAGCAAUCGGAUAAGCGAAUUCAGAGACAGUGAUGAUGACGAUAAGGGGGAGAACUUCUUGUACAACUCUUCAGAAUGUUCUUCAGAAGACGAAAGAAGCCACAACAGACACAGUGGACCACCGCAGUGAGCCGUACAAGAACGAGUCUUGCAGCAGGUUUUGAAUUAAUUGUUUUAUGAACCACAGACCUUUCUUCAUUUGGAUGCAUUCGAACUUCGAUGUUAAACAUUUGUAGAUAUGGCACAUGUGUUCAAAGAUUUAUAUAGAAAUAAAAUAACUGAAGACAUUGGACUUCGU
Molecule: messenger RNA, 1237 nt
Organism: Erpetoichthys calabaricus (reedfish)
Lineage: Eukaryota; Metazoa; Chordata; Cladistia; Polypteriformes; Polypteridae
Gene: mnx1
Product: motor neuron and pancreas homeobox 1
Biological process (GO): neuron projection morphogenesis; central nervous system development; endocrine pancreas development
Cellular component (GO): nucleus
Molecular function (GO): sequence-specific double-stranded DNA binding
Source: RefSeq, a predicted model, not a curated record